Messenger RNA from Notolabrus celidotus (New Zealand spotty), 1764 nucleotides. RefSeq names its product nanos homolog 1-like. Lineage: Eukaryota; Metazoa; Chordata; Actinopteri; Labriformes; Labridae. The transcript has a single exon. Gene Ontology annotation, biological process: negative regulation of translation; oogenesis. The coding region runs from base 116 to 790 and encodes 224 amino acids. The record is from RefSeq and is a predicted model, not a curated record. Gene Ontology annotation, cellular component: perinuclear region of cytoplasm. Gene Ontology annotation, molecular function: zinc ion binding; mRNA binding.
AGAGAGCACACCCCCCUCCACUGACUCCUCAUGCUGACAGACACUUCGUCCCAAACAUCUCCUCGCCUCUGUGGAUCCUAAACCUCUGCUGCUGCUGCUGCUGCGCGCUGACAGGAUGGAUUUUUUGGACCGUGGUUACCUGGAAGCGCGCUCUCCCUAUGAUUACACCUUUAACUUCUGGAACGACUACCUCGGCCUGUCCACUCUGGUGGCCAAAAACAAAAUCCACAGCCCGUCCUGCAGCCCCAACUCCAUCACAGAGUCUCUCAAAGCGACGCUGGGCUUGGAGGAUGACGCCUCGGAUUGCUCGUGCGUAAUUGGACACGGGGACGGACACUUGGAGUGCUGCUGCGCGGCCCCGGGCUCCCCUCCGAUCUCCAUCUAUGAUCUCAAGGAGCGCAUGUCUCUCCUCAGGCCGUAUGAGCACCUUGCAAGUGACUCGCCCCUCGGGGACAGAGACUCACCCUCUUAUAGAGGGAGCUACACCGGCCUCGACCUGCUCUCCAUGGAGAGGAGGCGCAAACAGACUCAGAGGAGCAAACCGGAGCCGAAGGUGUGCGUCUUCUGUCGGAAUAACGGCGCCCCAGAGGAGGUCUACGGCACCCACAUCCUGAAGACAGCGGACGGCAGAGUCCUGUGCCCCAUCCUGAGAGCCUACACCUGCCCCCUCUGCAGUGCCAACGGGGACAAUGCGCACACCAUCAAGUACUGCCCGCUCUCCAAAGACCAGCAGAGCCAGAGAGUGGCGAAGGGAGGCAGAGUGAUUGGGAAGAGGCUGAAAAUCUUCUGAAGGAGGAUGAGUUGGAGUUGCACUGUAAAUUAGGAGCGUGUGUGGCAGUUCAUCUGUCUCAGUUCGUGCACAAGACAAGUCCAGAGAGAGAGAGACUUAAAGCAGAUUUAAUGUGUGUCACUGCUUCGUUUGUUUUCGUCUUUCUUGUAACUCUGUGGGCACAUAGUUUACACUUGGACGCAUUGCGCGCAGUAUUUUCGCCCCCUCCCUCCCUCUCUUCCUCCCUCUCUCCCUCCUUCCAGCACUCCGUGGACUCGGUGAUCAAAAUGAACCAAAGUACUGUACAGAUCGACCUGUGAAUGAACACCUUCAUGCUGUAAUCAGAAGUUGCUGUGUUUCCAGGAGAGCACAGUGCCAGCGCAAAAACAGCUCUGGCUUCAUGCGCAGCACUCCUGAUAUGAGAUGAAUGUUUAGUCUCUUUGGCCCAGUGGAUGUAUGAGAAGUCUAAAGACAGGCCAUGCAAGAUGCAAGAUAUACUUCUUUAUAUCGAGCACACUUUUGUUCCUGAGAUAAAUGUUUUCUACCAAAGGAUUACACUUUUUGUAUGGAAAGGUAAUUUCUGUAUUGGUUUCUAUGUUGGGUGUCUUAUAUUCUUUAUGUGACUUUAUGUGCAUUGUGUUUUGCAGAUUUCAACUGAAUGUAAAACAAAAAGAAGGUAAAUCUGACAUGCAGUUCACCUACAUGCUCUUAAAGCAGCCUCGAGCUUCUUCUUCUACUUAAAACACAGGAGGAAAUGUUUCCUGCAAUUCUUGUAAAUGUUUUAAAGAGGUGAAAUGAUUUUAGCAAUGAAAGCCUGACAUUCCAAAGUCUUUAUGUGUUAAUAGAAAUGUUUUAUGUACUUAUUUUUACCUUAUGUAUCAUUGGGAAAUAUAUUCACUGUAAAUGAUCUCUGAAUAAACAUGUAAUUUGCAUUUUUCUUUGACUUUAUGAGACAGAAACUGAUUCUCUUGAACCGUAAAGCUCUUACUUCAUGA